AUGCGCUUUUCUACAACAAAUAAUCCAAUUUCUCUAAUUCAUUCACCUAAUAAUAUUAACAAUAAUCUUUCAAAUUCAAUUCAUAUUAAAAAGAUACUUUCAUUAAUACCAAAAACAACCUCUUCUACUACUGCCACUGCCACUAAGAGUACUACUACGACUACUACUAAUAUAAAGAAUCGAAAUGUAUCUUCUCAAGACCCAUCUUCUUUCACUACACCAUUUCGUAAAGAAGAUGAUAUUUAUCGAGAUUUACGAAAUUAUUAUACUACAAAACAAAAGAUGAUGAAGAAGAAAGAAGAAAGAUGCCAUCAUAUGACUGUCAACAAACAACAACAAUACAAUAAUAACGUUAUUAUAAAAACAGUGCCAUCUGAUCAUGUCAGAGAAAUAAGACUUGAUUCGAAUCAUUUACGUAUACAAGCUAUUUUAAAUAAUACAAACAUAAGAACAACUACUAAACAAAGACUUUAUAAACGAAAUGAUCCAUUUGUCUCUGGGAAACAAUCUAAACUAAGCCUCUCUUAA
Molecule: messenger RNA, 528 nt
Organism: Cokeromyces recurvatus
Lineage: Eukaryota; Fungi; Mucoromycota; Mucoromycetes; Mucorales; Mucoraceae
Exons: 1
Coding region: 1-528 (175 amino acids)
Source: RefSeq, a predicted model, not a curated record